ACAUCCGGAAACGUUUUCCGGACUCGAAAGAUCGAAGAUGCAAAGAGUAACAAGAUGCGUGGAGUGCAUCGACUGACUUUGGCGGUGGCUACCGCCGCCGCCACAGACGUCUGGAAUGCCAACCCGCAAGAUUUCACUGCACAGAAACACUCCGCUGACGCCAUGACGGAUUUUGACUUUUACGUGUUUGCGCACUCGUGGCAACCGUCCUUUUGCGCGGGCGAAGACUACCCAGGUUGCUCUGUCCCCGACUCAUACUGGGCGUCGCACUUUACGAUUCAUGGUCUGUGGCCCGAGCUCGCCAACGGACCUCAUCCAGGGUUUUGCACGAAGGAACCGCUCGACAUCAACUCUGUGCGGACAGCUAUUGGUGAAGGCGUCCUCGAGCAAUACUGGCCAAACGUCAAGGUGGCUGCCAACACGACGCAUUAUGACUCGUUUUGGGCUCACGAAUGGUCUCGCCACGGCACGUGCAGGGGCCUCGACCAAGUCGCAUUUUUCCAGUCUGCCAUCGACAAAAUCAAAUCCCAGGGAACCCCCGACUUCAUCACGCAGCAUGUGGGGCAAACCGUGUCGACCAAGGACGUGCGCGAUGCGUUCGGCGGCGUAAACCACGCUGUCCUCCAGUGUGAAAACGGCAACGAAUUGUCCCAAGUCUUUACCUGCUAUGACAAGGACGUCAAUAGCAACGUGCCGACGACCCUCCGCGCAUGUGCGCCGCACGUGCUGGCGGAAGACACUUGUACCUCCAAGUCCACUGUCUUCAUUCGCAGCUUUGGUUAGCCAAGCCAACAUGCCAUGAAUGGAAUGCAUACGCCUCGUAUCGGGAA
Messenger RNA from Aphanomyces invadans, 830 nucleotides. RefSeq lists its product as hypothetical. Gene Ontology annotation, biological process: RNA catabolic process. The record is from RefSeq and is a predicted model, not a curated record. Gene Ontology annotation, molecular function: RNA binding; ribonuclease T2 activity. Lineage: Eukaryota; Oomycota; Saprolegniomycetes; Saprolegniales; Verrucalvaceae. The transcript is spliced from 3 exons. Gene Ontology annotation, cellular component: extracellular region. Bases 55 to 783 code for a protein of 242 amino acids.